ACGGGACGCAGCUGCCGGUGAACGGGUUUCCGGUUCUGAACGUUUCCCGUGAAGGCGGAGUGCUUCGUGGCCCUCGUGAACCGAAGGAGUCCCACGGCGUGACAGUCGGUACCGGGCGCCUCCCGUCGAGCCGGACAGCGGGGUCCGCGGAAGAGGAGCGCGCGCCCGGGAGGGUCGAGCCGAGCCGCGGCGCUACGUCACUCCAGUCAAAAUGGCGCCUGCUGCUGGCCCCCUUCUCAGCGCGGCUUUAAUCCGUCUCUCAGCAGCCUGAGUCGUGAAGCCGGACAAGCCGCAGGCUCAUCUUGUGGGGGGGUCUGUGUUCUCUGCGGGGACGCUGCCGAGCGGGUUCAGCGCCAUGUCGGACUCGGAGGAGGACAGCCACGACAGGCAGCUUAAAAUGGUAGUGAUCGGGGACGGCGCGUGCGGCAAGACGUCACUCGUCACCAGGUUUGCACAGGAGGCCUUCGGGAAGCAGUACAAACAAACCAUCGGGCUGGAUUUCUUUCUGAAGAGAAUAAGCCUUCCAGGCAACUUGAAUGUCACGUUGCAGGUGUGGGACAUUGGGGGCCAAACGUUAGGCGGGAAAAUGCUGGAUAAAUAUAUAUAUGGAGCUCAUGGGGUUCUCCUGGUCUACGAUAUCACCAACCACCAGAGCUUUGAGAAUCUGGAGGAUUGGUUCAGCAUGGUGAAGAAGGCCAACGAGGAAUCUGAGAUCCAGCCGGUUGUUUCGCUGAUCGGGAAUAAAAUCGACAUGGAGCACAUGAGGACGGUGAAGGCUGACAAACACCAGCGUUUCUGCCAGGAGAACGGCCUCGUCAGUCAGUUUGUGUCGGCCAAGACGGGCGACUCGGUCUACCUUUGUUUCCAGAGGGUGGCUGCGGAGAUCCUUGGUGUGAAGCUAAAUAAAGCUGAGAUAGAGCAGUCCCAGCACGUGGUGAAGGCGGACAUCGUGAACUACAGUCAGGACGCCGCGGCCCGGACGGUCAAUCCCCCCCGCAGCUCCAUGUGUGUGGUGCAAUGACCCCCCAGCACCGUGUCAAAGGCCUCCAUCAGUGUUGCUGUGUCCUCCGAGGCCCCGGCCUGUAGUUCACAGCAGGAAGGGAAACCCGACGUCUGUAUUUCACUCCUUAAGUUUACGCGCAGCUAUCGAUUUAUUUCUGUGAUUCUCCUUAAAUAAAAACUAUGAAGGACUUGAUUGAUGGUUUGAAGCUAUAAUCACUCUGGUAAUUAAACAUAAGUUAAAGAUAUUUUCAUACUAAUAAGUAUAUUUUCCUCUUUAGUUUUAACCAUUAGAUCUAUUAAAGUAUAUUUACACUUCUCAAAUCAAUCUUUAAUGACUGUGGUGCUCGAGGCUUUAAGUGACAAAACGUCCCUUUGUUCAAUUAGCUAAUUAGCAGCGCUGUGACUUCAGCUGUGUUAUUUUACCUAAAUAUAAUUACACUUUACGGUCUUAAAUCCAUAUUGUUCUAUUUAGAUUUUGUGAGUAGUGAAACAGUGAAUCGGUUCUAGAUGUGUUUUGUAGUUGGAGGACGUGUGAGAUGCUGUUGUGUUUAAAUGUUGGAGAAAGGAGGUGAAUGUGACCUUUUAUUAGGAGGUCUGUGCAUAAAGCCUUAUUGCGCUAUAGAAAGAGGUCUUUGUUAGAGACAUUAGUGCACGUAGCUUCUACAUGAUGAUUUAAUGUGUUAUCAACCCACCAGUAAGGUAUGUAUUCGUACAAUAAAAGCUCCAUUUCAAAGCUG
Messenger RNA from Pungitius pungitius (ninespine stickleback), 1739 nucleotides. It is a transcript of the gene rab28, whose product is annotated as RAB28, member RAS oncogene family. Gene Ontology annotation, molecular function: GTP binding; GTPase activity. NCBI's taxonomy places the organism in Eukaryota, Metazoa, Chordata, Actinopteri, Perciformes, Gasterosteidae. The transcript has 7 exons. The record is from RefSeq and is a predicted model, not a curated record. Bases 356 to 1021 code for a protein of 221 amino acids. Gene Ontology annotation, biological process: regulation of exocytosis.